CUUUCCUCCUUUCGCUCCCUUUCCCUACUAAUCAAUCAUCACUUGGCGCUGGGAGGGAGGCUUAUUCGACAACAAAGGCUACGCUUAGGCCGCUCUCACGGCUACGCCCCUAUAGGUUGCCUAUAAAUACCCUGCAAAGCCCCACCCUUCAUUGCAAUUUCCUUCUGCAGCUUCUUCCUCUUCCUCUUCUUCUUGCUCACUGCAGCUGUCACCGCUUCUCAGCCCCACAUGCCCUCCCGCCACUCCUCCCUCGCUAUAGACUCGCCAGUGCGAAGUCCGCGACGCUCACAGUCGUCGAGAGGAGCCAAGGAUUCUCCUCGCGCUUCAACCUCCUCGUCAUCGAGGAUCAGGACUCCUACGAAGCAGCAUCGACGCGCUAUCUGCGAAUCAGAUCUCGACGAUAGCGAUGAUGAGGCACACUCGCCGCCACGUUCCAGCAAGAAAGACAAAGAAGCUGACAGGACGAAGAGCAAUGGAAAAGGCAAGGCUUCUCGCCGCGAUGAGGACGAGGACGACCCGGACGAGCUGAUCUCGGACACGAAUGACGAUGAGGACGACGAUGAGGAAGAAGAAGAGUACGAGAUAGAGUCCAUUCUGCGUCACAAGCUGGACAAGAAGACUGGGGCCUGGCAAUUCCUUGUUCACUGGGCUGGAUAUAGCAGUGAUUGGGAUACGUGGGAGCCGGAGGUACGUCUGCCCUACUGCGCGGACGGCGUGGCGCUACGCAGCUUGCUGACCCAUGAUCCUUUACAUCGUGCUCGCAGGACAACCUCAAAGCUACAGCAAAUGAGGUCCUCGAGGCUUACUGGGAGAAGGUGAGAGAGGUGGAGAAGAAGUCAAAGGCGAUCACUGCUGCGGCUGCUGCGAGGAAGAAGAGGGGAAGAGGAGUCGGUAGUGCGAGCCCGAAUGGGGAGGACAGCGAGGUGACUGGACAGAGCGAUAGUGCUGCAGAGCCGAGUAGUAGCAAGAAGAGCAAGACGAACGGGAGCGUGGCAAGUGGA
This is a messenger RNA of Jaminaea rosea, 1001 nucleotides long. RefSeq lists its product as hypothetical. The record is from RefSeq and is a predicted model, not a curated record. Bases 229 to 819 code for a protein of 196 amino acids. Gene Ontology annotation, molecular function: chromatin binding. NCBI's taxonomy places the organism in Eukaryota, Fungi, Basidiomycota, Exobasidiomycetes, Microstromatales. The transcript has a single exon. Gene Ontology annotation, cellular component: pericentric heterochromatin. Gene Ontology annotation, biological process: chromatin organization; negative regulation of transcription by RNA polymerase II.